AUGACGAGGCGUUUCGCUAAGGACGAGGCGUCUUUUUUCUCAGAAAGUUGCCGACCGUGUUUCAAGGUAACGACGAGGCGUUUUUCAAGAAAGCCGAGCCGUUUCGUGUUGACGAUAACGACGAGGCGUUUUGCUAAGGACGAGGCGUCUUUUUUCUCAGAAAGUUGCCGAGUCGUGUUUCAAGUUCGGAACAUUCUUCCCCCAAUUCCCGACGACCUCUUUGUUGUACGAGAUUCUCUUGCGGCUCGGAGAGUUAAUUGGAGGAAGCAUUUUACAUUUGAGAGAGUGGAAAGAGUGCGAGCCAUCCUUGCCGGAGUACCUGUUAGCUCCUCGUCUUCAAAUUCUUCAGGAGAUACAAGGGAGAAAAUGGUGAUCAUCACUCUCAGAGACAAAAAGAGACGUGAAGAAGAAGAAGCUACAAGACGAGCUGCUGAGGCGGCUCAAACGGAGGUCGAGGCUGUCCCUCAAGACGAUCCGCCGAGCCGCGAGGAGGUAGACGUGAACCGAGCCGCGAAUGCGAAUGUUGCCGAGGCGGCUGUGACAGGGGUGGCGCCCGAGGUGGAGCCGGGCGAAAUUAUCCCCGAGGCGUCCAGAGAAGGCUCCGCAGCACCAAGCAAAACGCCGUCUAACUCGGCUAUCUUGGCCCUGCUGCAAUCGUCGAGGCCCACAGCUUCGAGCCUGUUGAAGCACGAUGCUGGUCGAAAACGAUCAGCUACUGACAAAGGAAAAGGAGUGGCCGAGCGGCCGAAAAAGAAAAACAAACCGACGACCGGCGAACCUAAAUCGCGCAAACUGGUUGUCGACGAUCCGGACGCUUCCACGGUGAUGUUCGCGCGUGUUAAUAAUGCCAACACGCGUCUUCCGCCUCCCGAGAAGCUUAGGAGGCCGAGGUCCUACGGUGCAAUGGCGCAGCGCGACACCAAGCUCUUUUACCUUUUUCUUUUCGUGGCGGCUAUCAACGAGCUAAUGGCUGAGUACGAAUCGGAUUUGGUCAAGGUCGAGCGUCGCCUGGAGGGGGCUCGAAGCGAAGCUGCGGCUGCAAAAGGGAAGCUGGACGAGGCAACAGUCAGGAUCAAGAGGCUGGACGAGGAAAAGAUAGUCCUCCGUGCUGACGUCGACAAGGUGUCGUCCGUGGUCACUCUUCUCGAAGAGGCUAGGAGAGCCAACAGUGCCGAGGUGGCGCUGCUGAAGAGGCGUAUCGAGGCCGAGGAUGCCUUGUUCGACGCCAAGGUCAAACACGCGAAGAAAGAGGCGAGGCGCGAAUUGACCGCCAAAUUCCAAGAGCGCCUUACCAAAGUGGAGGAAGGUCUCGCCAAGCUCGAGAAGGCCAGGAGUGACGAGAAUGAGUUGGGGCAAAUCAAGAGUAACUUUGCUAUGAUUGACCAGCUCCGGAAGCCCGACGACUCAACUUUGGAUGCCGAAGAGGCAAAGUUAAGGGAUUGGGAGAGUGAGUACAUCAACGACGAGGCGUACGAGCGCAUCGUAUCCGAGAUCCGAGGCGAGCUGGUCUUUUCUCCUGUAUCGCCGGAAUCGUCGACACCUGCUUGGACUCCGAUAUUGGGGUUUUAUGUUUAUCGUUUCGUGACCAACUCUGUUGGACGGAGAAUGUCUUUGUCCCCGAGCCGUUAG
Messenger RNA from Eutrema salsugineum, 1629 nucleotides. RefSeq lists its product as uncharacterized. Lineage: Eukaryota; Viridiplantae; Streptophyta; Magnoliopsida; Brassicales; Brassicaceae. The record is from RefSeq and is a predicted model, not a curated record. The transcript is spliced from 5 exons. Bases 1 to 1629 code for a protein of 542 amino acids.